Penicillium subrubescens is the source of this 1635-nucleotide messenger RNA. RefSeq names its product Major facilitator superfamily domain general substrate transporter. The coding region runs from base 1 to 1635 and encodes 544 amino acids. The transcript has 5 exons. Gene Ontology annotation, biological process: transmembrane transport. The record is from RefSeq and is a predicted model, not a curated record. Gene Ontology annotation, molecular function: transmembrane transporter activity. NCBI's taxonomy places the organism in Eukaryota, Fungi, Ascomycota, Eurotiomycetes, Eurotiales, Aspergillaceae.
AUGUCUGCUAGUAAUCAUGAUAUGGACCCGGCUUGGCCGCCAGGCACUGUGAGGCUUGAGGACAUCUCUCCUUCAACGGAAGGAGCGCAAGUGAUCUUCGAGCCAAAACCAUCCAGCGACCCAAAUGAUCCGUUGAAUUGGCCACAGUGGAGGAAAUAUGUGAACUUCGGGUUCGUCUCUUACUAUGUUAUGAUGGUGCUUGCGCUCAUCGAUGUCGCGACCGUCACAUGGGGUUCCAUGAAUCUGGAGCUUGGCUUCAGUUUCGCUUUGCUAAACGACAGUUACGCUGCCGGCUGUGGAGCGUUGUGCAUCGGAGCCGUGAUUCUCGUUCCCUUUGCCCUCAAGUUCGGACGACGACCCAUAUACGUUCUGAGCACCGCUGUCCAGUGUGGAAUCUGCAUCUGGUCAGCCCGGAUGCAAAAUGUGGCAGAUCUGAUGCUGGUAAAUGUAUUGAGCUGCAUCGUCGGCGCACUGGCAGAAGUCUUGGUCCAAAUGACUGUGGCAGAUAUGUUCUUCGUGCACGAAAGAGGACUCAUGAACACACUGUACUAUUGGGUGACGACUGUCGGAGUCACCCUGGCGCCACUGGCUGGUGGGUUUAUCACUCUUUCCCAGGGUUGGCGCUGGGUUUGGUGGUGGAUGGCUAUACUGUUUGGAGCCGGACUCAUCGCCUUCUUUUUCUUCUACGAAGAAACCAUGUUCUGUGUGCCAUCUAUUGAUGGAAUUCCCGUGGCUGAUAAGCUGGCACCACAGCCAACCUCUCAGAAGCAGGAUCUCGAAGUUUCUGACUCGAAAGGAAAGCAACAUGAUUCAACUCAACAACCUGUUCAAGUUGAACAUGUGGAGAUCGACUAUUCGAUCCCGAAGAAGCCAUACUUGCAAAAAUUAGCACUAUGGUCUAAUUCCCCCAUGUCAUUUAUCGACCUAUUGAAGCACAGCUACCAGCCCUUCUUGAUUAUGUUCAGUAUUCCAGCAGUCUUCUUCAUGGCGCUAGAAUACGGAAUUAUGACUGCCAGCACAACAGUGCCCGUUACAACCCUCUCAUCAGUCAUGACUCUCCCGCCAUACAAUUUCGGUUCAGCUCAGAUUGGUCUAAUGGGACUUCCACCAUUUAUUGGGACUAGUCUGGCAACUAUAAUCUGUGGCCCAUUGAGUGACUCGAUUGCGCUUCGACUUGCCAAGAGAAAUGGCGGCGUCUUUGAGCCUGAGAUGCGCCUCUGGCUCUGUCUAAUCUUUUUGCCUCUUGUUCCAGCGGGUCUCUUCAUGUUUGGAAUUGGUCUAAACAACGGGUCUCACUGGCUUCUUCCGGCAUUUGGGCUGGGAAUUAAUGCAUUCGGCGUGGUGCCUGCCAGCAGUGCUGCACUCACCUACUUGACCGAUGCGUACACAGAUAUUAUCGCUGAUUCGGUUGUUGGGGUCACUUUCAUCCGUAAUUUGAUAUCUACAAUCUUUGUUUUCGCCCUGGCACCGUGGGUUGACCGUGUCGGGUUGACAUGGUUUUACGUGACCUUUGGCCUGAUCGCCACGGUCAUCAUGCUCGGGAAUGUCAUCUUCAUCUACUUUGGAAAAUAUUUCAGAGUUCGUGCCGCGGGAAAAUAUCGAUAUUUCAGUGCGCAAAGAGUCGGAGCGGCCUGA